This is a messenger RNA of Python bivittatus (Burmese python), 1044 nucleotides long. Its product is annotated as olfactory receptor 6B1-like. Gene Ontology annotation, biological process: G protein-coupled receptor signaling pathway. NCBI's taxonomy places the organism in Eukaryota, Metazoa, Chordata, Lepidosauria, Squamata, Pythonidae. The record is from RefSeq and is a predicted model, not a curated record. Gene Ontology annotation, cellular component: membrane. Gene Ontology annotation, molecular function: G protein-coupled receptor activity; olfactory receptor activity.
AUGCAGGUUGUUGAAACUCUAGAACUAAAAAAUCAAACAAUCAUCAAGGAAUUCAUUCUGCUGGGAUUUAAGCAUCUUCAGAACAUAAGAAUUAUUUUGCUACUGGUGUUCCUUAUAAUCUAUGUCAUGACCAUCGCUGGAAAUAUCCUGAUUGUUAUACUGGUUGUGGCUGAUCGACACCUUCAUACACCUAUGUAUUUCUUCCUGGGGAAUUUAUCCUGCUUAGAGUCCUUCUAUACUUCAGCUAUUUUACCCAGAAUCCUGUCUAGUUUCUUGAAUGGAGAUAGAUCAAUAUCAGUCAACGGCUGCUUUGUGCAACAUUAUUUUUUUGCAUACCUGGCAGCUGUGGAAUGCUAUCUUCUUUCUGCAAUGUCCUAUGAUCGAUAUGUGGCUAUAUGUAAACCACUUCAUUACGCAUCUCUAAUGAAUAGUAAGUUGUGCCUCCAGAUGGCAGCUGGAUCUUGGGUAAUUGGGUUUAUUGCCAGUACUAUAACAAUUAUAUUAAUGUCACGAUUAGUCUUCUGUGGUCCAAAUGAAAUUGACCAUUUCUUCUGUGACACCUAUCCAAUUAUCCAGUUGUCUUGCAGCGAUACGGUUCUUUUAAGAGUCCUAAUUUUAAGUUUUGUAUCUCUGUUCACCUUACCCCCCUUUACACUUACAUUAUUGUCAUACACAUAUAUACUAUCUGCAAUUGUUAAAAUCCCAUCUACUAUUGGAAAGCAAAAGGCCUUUUCCACCUGCUCUUCUCAUCUCAUGGUGGUAACUAUUUAUUAUGGCUCCAUCACAGCUGCAUAUACCUUACCAGAUUCUGCUUCUCUGAGAGACUGGAACAAAUUUGUUUCUGCCUUUUACACAGUUGUAACACCUCUGAUCAACCCUCUCAUAUACAGCCUAAGAAACAAAGAUGUAAAGGAUUCUCUUCAGAGGUCUGUAGUUGUCACAUGGAUUAGAAAUCAGGUAAGUGGUCAUAACAAUAAGCUUCUGCAAACAAACGUCAGCAGGCAAUUGGAAAGUGUCUCAAAAAAAGAAAUAAAUCUUUCUUGA